AUGUCUAAAGGAAGUGCAAGUGAUGUUAAAAGUAAAGUUGGUGAGUGUACAAGGCAUCGGAGUAGUGUUAGUCAGAAUGCAAAGUUGGAUGUAUUAGAUCAUAAUAGGAAGGGUGAAUGCUCUGACGAUAUUGCUCACCGACUUGGAAUGCCUCUGCUGACCCUAUGCAUGAUUAUUAAGAAUCAUGAGAAAAUUUUGGAAACAGCAAAACUUGUGCUGAAGCAUGCUUCUGUGAAGCAAAGAAGUGAAAGGAUGGAGAAAAUGGAACGCUUGUUGUCUAUAUGGCUGCAUAAUCUGUACAAGCAUAAUUUGUACAUUAGCCUACCCCUCGUUCAACAGAAGACCAUGAGUUUGUAUAAAGAAGGAGAGACUUGUGAACCUGGACAUUUUAAUGCCAUCAGUGGAUGGUUUUACAGGUUUCAGAAAAGAUAUGGCUUCAAGAAUGUGCAAGUGCUGGGAGAGGCUGUGAGGGCAGACAAGGAUGUAACUGAAGCAUUUCCCAAAAUGCUAAAGACCAUCAUAAAAGAAGGUGGCUACAACCUACGGCAAGUUUUCAAUAGUGAUGAAAUGGGCUUGUAUUGGAAAUGCAUGCUGUCUAGGACCUGUAUUUCUGUGAACCAGAAGUCUGCUCCUGGAUUUAAGGCCUUGAAGGAUCUCCUAACUCUGUUGUUAGGGGGUAAUGUCGAUGGAGACAAGAAGCUGAAGCCCUUGCUAGUGUACUGUAGUGAAAAUCCAUGUGCUAUGAAAUCUCGGCUUCUUGUCAUUUGGAAAUCCCACAGAAAGGUCUGGAUGACGAGGAACCUUUUCUGUGAAUGGUUUCUGGGUUAUUUUGUUCCAGAAAUGAAAAAGUAUUAUGAAGAGAAUAACCUUACAUUCAAGAUUCUCCUCAUCCUGGACAAUGCUAGUGCCCACAACCUGGAUUUUGAAUCCCUCUGUCCUAACAUCCAGGGUUUUUUUUAUGCCACCCAGGAUAACCUCACUCAUGCAGCCAAUGGUCAAGGGAUUAUCACAAACUUCAAAGCUUAUUAUUGGUUGAGGACAUUCCACAGACUCAUUCAGGAAAUUGCUGGAGAAGGAAAACCCACAGUCCAGGAAUUCUGGAAAAAAAUCAACAUUAUGGAUGCUGUUAUGAUCAUCAGUGCUGCCUGGCAAUACGUCUCCAAUUGUUUAAUGAAAAGAGUCUAG
Messenger RNA from Pelodiscus sinensis (Chinese soft-shelled turtle), 1185 nucleotides. Lineage: Eukaryota; Metazoa; Chordata; Testudines; Trionychidae. The record is from RefSeq and is a predicted model, not a curated record.